AUGGCCCAAACCAACAUCCUAGUAACAGGCGGCUGCGGCUUCAUAGCCACCUCAAUAAUCUCUGCCCUGCUCGCCACAAAACAAUACAGCAUAACCGCCAUCGACAUCAACCCCCCCUCCCUCGGCAGCACCACCUUCACACGUAGCGUCCGCUACGUCCGCUGCGACAUCCUCGAUAUCUCCUCUCUGCGUUCUGUAUUCCAUGAAGCGCAGCCCGCCAUUGUCGUCCACACCGUGGGGGCCUUCACGCUAGGCGCCCGGCGGUACAGUACUCGUGGCCAGGAGUUUUUGUUCAAGGUGAAUGUUGACGGGACGAAGAAUGUGGUUGAGGCGAGUAAGGAGUGUGGGGCAAGGGGGUUGGUGUAUACGAGUAGUACGACUGUGGUGCUUGAUAAAUUGGAUUGUGAUUUUAGGAAUGUGGAUGAGAUGUGGCCGGUUGGUGAGGUGGAUACUGGGUAUGGGCUGAGUAAGUCCAUAGCAGAAACCCACACCCUCACUUCCUCCACCCCCUCCUUCGCCACCACCGCCCUUCGCCUAGCCCCAACCUUCGGCCCAUCAGACACCACCAUAAUCCCCACAAUCCAUGCCUGCAUCGCCACUCACCAAACGUCCUUUAUCCUCGGCACCGGGAAAAACCUCCAAGACUACGUUUACGUCGAAAACGUCGCCCACGCCCAUGUGCUCGCCGUGUCGAACCUGCUAGGUCCGCAAACCGCCGCGGGAGAAGCGUUUUUUAUUACAAACGGAGAGCCGGUUACGCUGAGGGAUUUCUGUUGUGAGGUUUGGAAGCAGUUUGGCCAUGUGCCUGCGUGGGAGGUUAGGGUGCCGGAGGCGGUGGCGUGGUGGGCGGGGUGGGUGGCGGAGGGUGUGGAUUGGGUUAGGGGGACUGAGGGUGUGUUUAGUAGGGGGGUUGUGGGGGAGGGGUGUAGAGAUAGGUAUGUUUGUAUUGAUAAGGCGAGGGAGUUGUUGGGGUAUGUGCCAAAGGUGGGUUUGGAGGAGGGGAUUAGGGUCACGUGUCAGCAUUAUAAAGCGAAACUUGAGGGGCAAAAGAGAAAGUGA
Molecule: messenger RNA, 1059 nt
Organism: Pyrenophora tritici-repentis Pt-1C-BFP
Lineage: Eukaryota; Fungi; Ascomycota; Dothideomycetes; Pleosporales; Pleosporaceae
Source: RefSeq, a predicted model, not a curated record